Phytophthora sojae is the source of this 462-nucleotide messenger RNA. RefSeq lists its product as hypothetical. Bases 1 to 462 code for a protein of 153 amino acids. The record is from RefSeq and is a predicted model, not a curated record. The transcript has a single exon. Gene Ontology annotation, cellular component: extracellular region. NCBI's taxonomy places the organism in Eukaryota, Oomycota, Peronosporomycetes, Peronosporales, Peronosporaceae.
AUGAAGACUUACUGCCAUCUCCUCGCCGCCAUCGCUGCUGCCUUCGUCGGCUCUGUGAGCACCACGCCCUGCACGGUGGACCAGACAAGAAGCGCGUACCUCAACAUGAUCAGCUUGCUUACGGGCUCGACCGUCAGCGACUGCGCGACCAACUCGGGCUACAACAUGCUGUACUACUCGGCCGCCCCCACGAACUCGCAGAUGAUCUCGCUGUGUGGCGUGCAAGUCUGUCAUGAUCUAGUCGUGCGUGUGCUCGCGACGAGCCCGCCCGACUGCGACCUGGUCAUCCCCACGAGCCAAGCGGUCAUGAACGUUUCCAACACCGUCGCGCGUUUUGGGGCAAAUGAUGGACUUGUCAUUGUGCCAUCCUUGAGGGCGUGGCGUGGCGGGUUAACUGCGGCGAGGAAAUUCGCGAAUGAGCAGGACUGGAGCCUGCUUGCUUCGGAGUCCCUCCCGGUCUAA